This is a messenger RNA of Thamnophis sirtalis, 3464 nucleotides long. RefSeq lists its product as uncharacterized. Gene Ontology annotation, biological process: extracellular matrix organization. Gene Ontology annotation, molecular function: extracellular matrix structural constituent conferring tensile strength. The record is from RefSeq and is a predicted model, not a curated record. NCBI's taxonomy places the organism in Eukaryota, Metazoa, Chordata, Lepidosauria, Squamata, Natricidae.
CCACACCUGCUGUGAUUACCCAAGAGACAAGUUUCUCAGAAAAGAAGUUUUCUGUCCCUACGGUCCUGAGUAGUUCCAGUCCUCAUAGCACACCAGAUACAAUUGUACAGGAAGCUAGUACUACUGAACAAAUCCUGGAUUUGACAAGUUCAUCUGGUAUAACAAAGGAAGAUGCUUUUGAUAAUAGCCUUUCUGGUUCAGCCUUCUUUGAGGGCAGCGCUAUGGAAGAAGACUCUGAAUUCAUAAUUGUCCAGGGAGGUUCAAAAAUCUUGACAACUUCAGAUUACCAAUCCAUGAUCACUGGGGACACUAAAAUGACGCAGACCACAUCAGAAGUCCUCAUGACUUCGGUUCAGAAAUCCAAUAUCACAGGGGAUUCUAUGGCAAGACCAAGUAACUAUACUUCGCAGUGUGUCUGUCCAGCAAUACCUGGUCCACCUGGUCCAAAGGGAGAAAAAGGUGACCAGGGUCCCCCAGGACAAACUGGAAAAAUUGGGCCAACUGGUAAACCUGGCUAUCCUGGCGUCGCAGGACUUCAGGGAGUACCAGGGCCACCUGGGCCACCUGGGCCACCAGGUUCAACUCUUCCUAAACCCCUAGACGUCACUGAUACCAAGGAUGGAGAAGACAAGAGAGUCUGUUAUGUGGAAGGGCCUCCUGGUCCACCAGGUAUACCUGGUCAUCCAGGCCAUCCAGGACCCCAAGGAUACCCAGGACCUGAAGGCCCCCAAGGUCCCCCUGGCCUCCCAGGACAUGAAGGCCAGCAGGGUGCUCCGGGGCUUCCUGGGGCCCCCGGCCAGCCUGGUGCUCCAGGAGCCACAGGACCCUCAGGGAUUCCAGGGCCAGUGGGGCCAGAGGGCCCUCCAGGAGUCACUGGCCCUGAAGGUCAUGCAGGCAUUCCAGGCCAGAUUGGGUCACCAGGAUUACCAGGCUUCCCUGGACCAGAAGGUCCUCCAGGAGCAAGUGGAUCUCCCGGAAAGAAUGGAUCAAAGGGAGAGAAAGGAGAGAAAGGAGACUGUGGUGAACUUGGGUUGCCAGGCAAACCAGGACAAACUGGAGAAAAAGGAGACCGUGGUGAACUUGGGUUGCCAGGCAAACCAGGACAAACUGGAGAAAAGGGAGCUCAGGGUCCACCUGGGCUAGCAGGUCCUCCUGGCUUACCUGGUGGUAAUCAGACAAGAGCAGAGUUGAAAUCCUCUGUGAAACAGCUGGAAAAGUAUAAUUCUGAAGUCAGUGUUCAAGGACCUCCUGGCCCUAAGGGUGAAAAAGGAGAACCAGGAAAAGUGGACUCUAGCAGUUGCUCCAAGGAUGCAAGAAGUGACAUUGAUUCUUGGAUAGCCUUGAUCUACCAAAAGAAAUUCAAAGAAGAUCUAGAGGCACGUGGUCCCAACCACGGACCUCCAGGCCUCCCCGGCCCUCCAGGCCCCCCUGGACCACCCGGUGUACUUUAUAUAAAUAGAGUGUACCCAGUCCGACCCAGGCCACAUUGCAAGCAGCCGGUGAACCAGGAUCCAUGUUUUGAUUCAGAUAUGGAACAACCUAUGAAGGAUUCUCCUGACAAAAGCCAGAAUGGAUAUAAGCACCCCACCUGGACCUUCAGUUCAAAAGAGCUCAUGCUGAAAUCCGCUUCUUCCAUUCCUCAAGGCAGUUUGGUCUACAUCACUGAAGACGAUGAAGCUUUCUUCAAGACCCCCAAAGGAUGGAAAAAAAUUGUGAUGGAGGAUUCCGCAUUUCAAUUUGCAGCUGAUGACCCUUUGGUGCCUAUGGUAAAUAAACAGCUUGAUGAAAGAACCAUAACAAUUCCGACAAUGGCACCAACAAGCAUCCCCCAGAGGAUUCCUUCACUCCGCCUAAUAGCACUAAAUUUCCCUUUAACUGGUAACAUGAGAGGGAUUAGUGGAGCGGACCUACAUUGCUAUCAGCAGGCCCAAGAAGCAAAUCUGCAAGGAACUUUCCGAGCCUUCCUGUCCGGAGAUUCCCAAAGCCUUAUCUCAGUUGUGAAGAGAACAGACAGGAAUUUGCCACUUGUUAACCUUAAGGGUCAGCUAUUGGCAAAGAGCUGGAAUUCCCUCUUCACUAAGCAUGGAAUUUCUGAUUUCAACACCAAGGAGCAUCCCAUCUAUGCGUUCAAUGGGCUGAAUGUCAUGACCAACUCUACAUGGAUCUACAAAGCUGUCUGGCAUGGCUUGACGCUUCAGAUAAACCAUUCCAAAACUCAAGACUGUGAAAACUGGAGAAAAGCAUCCAAAUAUUUAAGAGGACAGGCCUCUGUUCCGCUUAAGGACGUAUUCCUCCAGGAGACCAGCUGGAGAUGCACAGAUCUUCUGAUAGUUUUGUGUGUGGAAAAUUCUUUUGGUAGCACCUAGAAGGAACAUAUUAUUAGUCUGGCAGGGAACAAAAGAAGGCCUUAGUUACCAUCGAGGUUGGAACAGAUUGAAUGAGAGAGGCCCAUGCAUUAAAGUAUUAGGAUGCAAAGCACAUGUUGGGAAAUGAAGUGUGUAAAAAACCAAGGCCACUCAUUAUCUUACUGAAAGCUGCCAGACCUUCUUGCCUUUUGGUCUCAGUGUAUGGAUAGAGACAUUUUUUUAAAAAAAUAUUAUAUUUGCAUAUACACAUAUAUUCAUAUACAUAUAUAUUUUGGUCAAAAUAUGGCAUUCAUUAGUCACAAUCAUCUUUUAGAAAUAUUAAGUGCCUUUAUUUCAAUAAAAUUCCUGUAAAGGGAAUUCUGUGAUAUUUGACAAAGAGAGGUUCUGGGUCCUAGAAAAGUACUAGGUUACUAGCACAUCUACACUCUUUAAUAUCAUGCAGCUGUUACUUCAAAAGCUAAUGAGAUAAAUAGUCUAAAUAUUCACUUCCCCAGAAACAUAGCAUGCACUGAAAGCUGUGUUUCUCAACCUCAUCAACUUUAAGAUGUGUGGAUUUCAACUCCUAAAAUUCUCCAACUAGCAUGCUGGUUAUGGAAUUUAGGACAUAUCUGAAGGUUGCUGAGGUUAAGCAACACCAACCUAAAAUAUUCUUGGUCAAAUUAAAAUAUCUGGAAAAGAGCCAAAGAAAGAGAUUUUAUGAUCAUCUCCUCGGAGUAUUAUUUAGUUUCUAACAACAAUAAAGUUGCAGCUAUUCUUAUAUCUAGAUCCCAAAAACAUACAUUAAUGUCAUGCAAAAGUAGUGUCCAUGAUAUUGCCUAAAAUUUUAGGUUCAUUAUUAACAUUGAAAGAUGUUAUUAUUGAAUUUGAAUUGAAUUUAUUAUAUUUCUAUGCCGCCCUUUUCCCAGAAGGGACUCAGGGCGGCUCACAACCCAAGUAUCACAACCCCAAUGUUAUUAGCACUUUCAACAAGGCAGUCUGGAUCUCUUUUUUAACUUCUCUUCUGAGUCAAAGCCAUUUUUUUUUGGUAUAUGUGAGAACUUACUUUUUCAGCAACUACAUAUUAGAAACAUAUUCUGAAAGUCCCUACAUGGAGGUUUU